AGUAGAAACAUUAUAGUCGGAGAGACUUAAGUCGAUACCAGGUAGAUUAGUCUCCGGCACGCUCUUGCUCGAGGUAGUUUGCCGUUGCUCGCGUUUCGAUCCUCACGGUGGUUCCCCCGACUCCGAGGAGUUUAUCGGAAAAUAUUUGAUCGUCCAUUGAAUUCGGGAACGAUUCGAGUGCGGUGAUCGUUAGUCAACUCCCUUAAUAAUAAAUAAACAAUCAUCAGAACAACCCUACAACGACCAUGGAUCAACGAGUCAAUGAAACUUUUUACAUCGAACGAAGGAGCACAGUUCCCAUUAUUUACACGAGAGGGACUCACUACGAAAUCGGCUUCGACAUCGGACGAACAUUUUCCAGUAUAAUUAAUAAUUACGUAACGAUAUACGGGCCACUCAACGAAUAUAUAACGAUAUACGAAACUCCGGAGGGUCGUAAAAUCUACGAGGAAACAUUGGCGGCGGUGCAAAACCAAUUUCCUCAAUACGUCAGAGAAAUUGAGGGAACUGCAGAUGGCGCCAAAAUACCAUUCUUCAAACUCUUUUUGAUGCACCUCGAUGACAUUUUGCCAAUGGUCGCGAAAGGGGAGCAGGUCAACGAUCUUCCGACCGGGUGUUCAACGAUCGUCUGCAAUCAUCCUGGUCAAGAAAUCCUUGGCCACAACGAGGACGCUUUGUCCGAGACCAUGAACCACUGGUACCUCGUGAGCGCUCACGUAAUCGAGCCUGGGCUACGAGAAGAAAAAUUUACGUCCCUUAGCUAUGCUGGCUUCUUGCCUGGCUACACAAUGGGAUACAAUUUUCACGGUCUUGUCUACACCAUCAAUACACUCAGCGCGAAAAAUCUAAGAUCUGGCAAAACACCAAGAUAUUUUCUCACUCGCGCCCUCCUCGGCGUCGAGAAUUACGUCCAAGCUCAGCAGACCCUGAGGAACGUUGGAUUCGGUGCCGCCGAAGGAUUUUCCGUGAACAUGACCUUUCUCGUUCAGGAAGGCGAUCGAAUGUUUCACAACGCCGAGGUCGGACCCGCUGAACCGAAUAUCGACGAAUCUCAGUUGAGCAUGCUCACUGCCAGCCCGGGAGAGAACAUUUCACACUGUAACAAAUAUCUUCGCCUCAAAGUACCGGAAGUCACCGGUGAAAUAAUCGACAGCAGCGAACACAGAAUGGCUGCUAUUUGCAGGCAUCCGUUGCCAAAAACACGCGAUGAAGUGAUCGACAUUUUGAGCGAUCGUACUGACCAGGAAUACAGCGUUUACCAGGAAAUAAAACCCACCGAUUACGUCAAAACUAUCGCUACUGGCAUUUUCGAUUGCAUCGAAAGAACGUGGUCGAUUUACACGGACGUACCGAAAUACCACGAUCCGGUGGUGGUUUUGCCACUGCAGUUGAAGGAUUCCUUGGAGGCUUGUACGAAAAAUUCACGUACGGAGUAACUGCAGGCGAAGCAUACUAAAUCAAUAGUUGAAACAUUAUUUGCAUUUAUUUGAUCUCCAAUUAAAAAGGAUCUUCGUAUUCGUGUACGAAAAAUUAUUGCUGCGAUGAAAAAUGAAGUAUUUUAUUUUCUACGCAAUCGUGUAUAGCUUUUUAAAGGAUUUUAACACUAAAGAGAAAUUGAUUCAAGUCGAAUGUCGACGAGCUUUGAAAUAAGCCUUUUAAAAGACCUCGAAUAACUCAGUAAUUUUAAGAAUUGAGGAGUGCGGAAAGAGAAGAAAAUAUGUUUACAGAAAACGGCGCUAGAUGAGAAAAAAUAUAUAAUUUUUUACUAAAAACGA
Venturia canescens is the source of this 1775-nucleotide messenger RNA. It is a transcript of the gene tan, whose product is annotated as C45 family peptidase tan. Bases 246 to 1436 code for a protein of 396 amino acids. The record is from RefSeq and is a predicted model, not a curated record. NCBI's taxonomy places the organism in Eukaryota, Metazoa, Arthropoda, Insecta, Hymenoptera, Ichneumonidae. The transcript is spliced from 8 exons.